This is a messenger RNA of Mauremys reevesii (Reeves's turtle), 3631 nucleotides long. RefSeq names its product semaphorin 4G (gene SEMA4G). The coding region runs from base 196 to 2709 and encodes 837 amino acids. Gene Ontology annotation, biological process: semaphorin-plexin signaling pathway; negative regulation of axon extension involved in axon guidance; neural crest cell migration. NCBI's taxonomy places the organism in Eukaryota, Metazoa, Chordata, Testudines, Geoemydidae. Gene Ontology annotation, molecular function: chemorepellent activity; semaphorin receptor binding. The record is from RefSeq and is a predicted model, not a curated record. The transcript has 15 exons.
GCAGAAGGAACCUGCGCCGGCCCCGCCGCCCGGCCCCGGUGCGCAGCGAGCCCCCGCCAGCCCGAGCCGGGACCGCGGGCAGCGCCACAGGAGCACGGUCGUGGUUUGCCGUGAGACACGCAGGAGCCGGUGGGGCGAUCUCCAGUGAGCAAAGAGUUUGUGUUGGCAGAGCAACGAGCUCGGUCACCUGGGAAGAUGAGAAGACGUAUGACCUGUUACCUGUUGGUCCUGUUGGCGACCGCAACAACGGGCUACCCCUCUCGACGAUCCGCUGUCGACUUGGACGCGACCCCAAGGACGACGAUCGCCUAUAAUGAGUUAUCCGACGUCCGGCGCUUCCGCGGCCGCGCCCUGAACUACACCACCCUGCUGCUGGAGGACGAGAAGGGGAUCCUCUACGUGGGAGCGCGAGGGGCCAUAUUCUCCUUAAACUCCAGCAACAUCGCCGACGGCUCCCAGAGGGAGAUCCGGUGGGAGGCGUCUCUGGAGAAGCAGAUCGACUGCCUCCAGAAGGGCAAGAACAACAAGACCGAGUGCUUCAACCACGUCCGGCUCGUGCAGAGGCUGAACGACACCCACCUGUACGCCUGCGGCACCUACGCCUUCCACCCGCUGUGCGCGGCCAUCGAUGCCGACAGGUUCGCGCUGCCGCCCCACUUGGAGGAGGGCAAGGAGAAGUGUCCGUACGACCCCGCCCGCGGCUACACCGGCCUCAUCGUAGAUGGCGGGUUGUACACAGCCACGCGGUACGAGUUCCGCAGCCUGCCGGACAUCCGGCGCAACCUGCACCAGCGGCCCCUGAAGACGGAAGAGUCCCCCAUGCACUGGCUAAACGAUGCGGAGUUUGUGGCCUCUGUGCUGGUCCAGGAGAGUGUGCGCAGCCCAGUGGGGGACGAUGACAAGAUCUACUACUUCUUCAUGGAGCGGGCGGCGGAGGAGAGCGCCUCCUUCGACAAGAGCCAGGUGGCCAGGGUGGCCAGGGUGGCGCGGGUGUGCAAGAGCGACCUGGGAGGGAAGAAGAUCCUGCAGCGGAAAUGGACGUCGUUCAUGAAGGCCCGGCUGGUCUGCUACAUCCCCUACUACGAGGUGCUCAAGGCCGUGCACAGCGUGGACGGGGGCAGCUGGGCCAGCACCGUCUUCUACGCCACGUUCACCUUGUCGGCUCAGUGGAGGAGCAUGGAGGCAUCCGCCGUCUGCCAGUACAACAUCUCUGAGCUGCAGCGGGCUUUCGAGGGCCCCUACAUGCAAUACCAGGACACCACCCGCAAAUGGACCCUCUACGACGGGGAGGUGCCGUCCCCACGGCCGGGCUCUUGCAUCACCAACCGCUCCCGCCAGGACGGCUACCGCUCCUCCCAGGACCUGCCCAACGACGUGCUGGAGUUCGUCAAGCUGCACCCGCUGAUGUUCGAGGAGGUGAAGCCGGCGCGGGGGGAGCCCCUGCUGGUGAAGAAGAACGUGCUCUACACGGCUCUGGCGGUGGACAGGACGCCGGCCCUGGACGGCCAGCAGUACGACGUGCUCUUCAUGGGGACGGGUGACGGCUGGCUGCACAAGGGGGUGGUGAUCGGCCCCGCCGUACACAUCGUGGAGGAGCUGCAGGUCUUCGGGGCCCCCCAGCCCGUGGAAAGCCUGGUGAUCUCCAAAGGCCAGAGAAGCGUGUACGUGGGGGCUGCCAGCGGAGUCCUGCAGCUCCCCCUAUCCAGCUGCGGCAGGUACGGCUCCUGCUACGACUGCAUCCUGGCCCGGGACCCCUACUGCGCCUGGGACGGCGAGGGCUGCAGGGAGGUGGCCGGCACUGCGGACAGGACUCAGCUGACCCAGGACGUGCAGCACGGCAGGGAGGGCUGCAGGAACGGCUCCGCCCAGGCGCCCCCUGUGCAGAAGAACCGGACGGUGCUGCGGGGCGACGACGUGCUGCUGCCGUGCGAGCAGCGCUCCAACCUGGCACGGGCCGCGUGGCUGGUGAACGGCACGGCGGGGCUGGUGGCCGGGCGGGGCCAUUUCCGAGUGGGGGUGGACGGGCUGCUGGUGACAGACACCCUGCCGGAGCACAGCGGGGACUAUGGCUGCUACGGGGAGGAAAACGGCCUGCGCUCCCCGCUGGCCGCCUAUGCCUUGACGGUGCUGCUGGAGCCGCCCAAGGAGCGGGCGGCGCCCACGGCCCCGCCACCCCCCAGCCCCGACCGCCAGGCCUCCCCCGACAUGAAGUUUGUCUACAUCGCGGUGAUCGCCAUGCUGGGCGGGCUGUGCCUGGUGCUGAGCGCUGUGCUGCUCCACGUCUCCUGCCUUCAGCGCCGCAAGGGCAGGUACGUGCUGGGCGACCCCCGCGCCCCCUCCGUGGAGCUGCAGACGGUCUCGGCCAACUGCCUGGGCGGGGGCCGGGAGGAGGAGGAGCUGAGCCGGGAGGACGGCUGCCUGCAGAUCAUCCCGGGCGAGGCCCCCACGGCGGCGUCCCCGGCCAGGGAGACGCCCCUGGCGCCCCCCCCGCCGCCCCCGCCACUCCCGGCCGAGUUCACCAACGGCAUCGCCGCCCUGCCCAGCAUGCUGCGCAAGAUGAACGGCAACAGCUACAUGCUGCUGCAGCAGCAGGAGGAGCCCAGCCCCUCGCCCCUCUACAACACCUCCUUCGCCGAGGAGCUGAGCAAGAUCCUGGAGAAGCGGAAACACACGCAGCUGGUGGACAAGCUGGACGAGAGCUCCGUGUAGGGGCCCCCGGACGCCGGUCGGAUUUGAUCCCCUGCCCCCGUCCCCCCCCCACCAACCAGUGUUACACAAACCCACGGGAAAACUACCUCUGGAACCGAACCGCCGGGCUGGGCCUCGGAGCGCCGGGAUCCCUCUUGCUAGGACCGCUUGGGCUCAGAGCCUGUUGUAAAGAGACAUUGAUUGAAAUGGGACGUCUAUUUAUGUAUAAAAGAUGACAAUCCGGAAACAGGAGCCAGACAUACGGCUGGGUCGGGGUGGGGCGGGAGGAGACGCCUGCCCGGACGCUGGCCUCGGACCACGGCAUCGGAGCGCUCCGGCGAGGUCUCUCCCCAGUCCUGGGAGCGGCAGCCGGGCCGUGGAGAGGUGGGAGCUGGCCCCUGUGCGCUGAGAAGAGGUAGGUGACAAUGGCGGCAGUUGUUAAAGCCCUGCCUGCGAGCUGCUUUCUGGUGAACGCUCUCAGGUAGCGUCCCAGCGCCGGGUCGGGGCCGAACGCUGUGGCCGUUGCUUGCCAGGGGCUCGCCCAGCGCUCGGGCAUUUCAUCGCUGCCGGUGGUGGGGUUGGCUCUGGCAGAGCAGCGUCCAGCAGCCCCAGCUGAGAUCGGGGCCCCGUCGUGCUGAGGCUGGGCAGAGACCAUCAGGCAGUCCCUACCUGCUAAGCAGACGAGACAGACCAAUAAGGGGAGAGAGGGAGCACCAGCCAUCCCCACCGUGCAGAGCGACUCACCCAGGGAGUUGAACCCUGAGCUUCCGGGGUGCAGCUUAGUGCUUGAACCACUAGGCCAGCCUUCCUGAUGGCAGCUGUGCCCUACUGUGUGGUUUUGUUUAAUAAUAAUAGGAGAUAUCCUAUCUCCUAGAACUCAAAGGGACCUUGAAAGGUCAUAGAGUCCAGCCCCUGCCUUCACUACCAGGACCAAGUACUGAUU